CGGCCGCUAACUUCCUUGUCUGGUGUACGGCAUAAGUAUCGUUGAAACCGACCCCCGAGUGGAUUUUUCGCCGCCGGACAACAUGGCGAACGCAUUGACGGCUGCCUGUGCCAUCUGUGUGAUCAUGUGCUCCUGUCUGGUGCUUGCAGAUGAAAACUGUUUCGUAGUGGCGCCCAAUGUCUUCAGAGUGGGGACCAAGGAAACUCUCGCGGUCAUGGUGGACGGUGGUCCAAAGAGAGUGACUGUGACGCUUCGUAACUUCCAGGAUAGCCCGACGAAUUUCUUUUACUGGUCAUCCCCUGUGAGCACCGGUUCUCCCCAAAUUGCUGACAUCAUCGUGCGUGCGAUCGAUGUGCCCGAUCUGCAGUACGAACAGAACAAUGUCUAUGUCACGCUGGAAGUUACGUGCGGCACUUUGUGGACAAGGCGUACGCAGGUCCUGGUGAGCCCUGCGUCGGGCGAGCAUUUUUUCCUACAGAUCGAGAAGCCCAUAUACCAUCCCGGAGAAGAAGGCAAGAUGAAGAUAAGUGGAUUAAUUGUUAGGCGGCCGCAUUCCGUGAGUGCCGCCGUGCCCGUUAACCCGGCCUUGCACGAGAAUCCCCAGAACGUGAUCGUUGAAAGAACCGAAUUUCAGCCCCGAAGAGACUUGCUACUGACACACACCUAUCACCUACCAGAACGCACGCUUCUCGGAGAGUGGUCACUUCUCAUCAAGCACGGCUACAACGUAUGGCUGACGCUCCUCCUAAUUCGGGAUCACAAUGACUUGAAGAAAAUAAGCUUGCCAUGA
Messenger RNA from Rhipicephalus sanguineus (brown dog tick), 790 nucleotides. Its product is annotated as ophiophagus venom factor-like. The transcript has 5 exons. The record is from RefSeq and is a predicted model, not a curated record. Bases 83 to 790 code for a protein of 235 amino acids. Lineage: Eukaryota; Metazoa; Arthropoda; Arachnida; Ixodida; Ixodidae.